Spathaspora passalidarum NRRL Y-27907 is the source of this 345-nucleotide messenger RNA. RefSeq lists its product as uncharacterized. The record is from RefSeq and is a predicted model, not a curated record. Bases 1 to 345 code for a protein of 114 amino acids. NCBI's taxonomy places the organism in Eukaryota, Fungi, Ascomycota, Pichiomycetes, Serinales, Debaryomycetaceae. The transcript has a single exon.
AUGUUCACAAGAUCUCUGAGAAACAUUGUUAGAAGAAUAGCAUCCAGAAGAUUCCAACACACUGCUACUGCUGCUGAAUCCGCUGCUAAGGAAUCCCCAUUCACUAAUAAAUAUAACUUUGACUUGAACCCACCUCGAGUUCAUGAAUAUUGGAAUUACCGUAAUGCCACUGUUCUUUUAGCAUUCAUUCCACUUUUCCUUGUUGUUGCCGAAUUAGGUAAAACUGCCGGUAAUGGUCUUCGUGGAUUGUCCCUGUUUAUUGAAUUUGCUGAAAGUGAAAAAUCUCCAAUGAAGGAACAGACCUAUGGUAAAUCACAAAAGUCUAUUUACCACAAAGAUGAGUAA